UACGAAACCAAAACUGAAAAACCACUACCGCGCACACCGUUUGUCCUUCUGGCUGAACCUGGUGCCGGAUCUACACAGGCCGGGCGGUGACGACGUGCCGCCUUCUCACCACCGAUUGCCCGAAGACGGCGACGCCCCUCUAUUUCCCGCGCCAAGUCCGACGCCGCCCAGGCGGUUAACCACGCCCACUGCGCCCACUAAAGAUGCGCCCACGGGCGGGAAUACCACGGCAGCGUCAGAGGGUGAGAGGGUGGAAGAGUUGGGAGGGGCGGCUGCUCCUACGACUGUGCAACCCAUGGAAGACGGGUUCGCAGCCUACUCCACUGCGCUCAGCGUGACGAUAGCAAUAGGCUGUUCACUGCUGAUCCUCAACGUGCUUAUCUUCGCUGGAGUUUACUAUCAGCGCGAUAAGACUCGGAUGGGGGAAGUCGCGAACGGCGCAGAAGGAAGAAGGAAAAGAAACGAGAACGGGCAGAUGCCGAAUAACAUCUGUGGGGAACUGAUGGAAACAAGUAUCGUUGGCGUUAAGGCAGAUCCUGCCACAAUACUCGGCCAUCAUCACUCUCAUCAUCAACUACCGCCUCCAGAAUUCGCCGACCUGCCCCAGAACAACACGUCGACGUUGCCCAGGCACCCGCCGCCCCCUCCAAAACUGUCCAAGAGCAACAUGAACGCCCUGGCGUCAACCGGAGGCGGUCCAGCAUCUGGAAGGCAGCUGAACGAGAACCAGCCGUUGCUGGCCACACACGGCAUACAGUUGAUCAACACUGGGACAUUAACCAAAAAGAACACGCAGCUGAACGCUAUGACCAACGUGCAAAUGGACGAGUUGAGGGUGUGA
Acanthoscelides obtectus is the source of this 841-nucleotide messenger RNA. The record is from the annotation of a GenBank genome assembly. Lineage: Eukaryota; Metazoa; Arthropoda; Insecta; Coleoptera; Chrysomelidae.